Messenger RNA from Protopolystoma xenopodis, 756 nucleotides. NCBI's taxonomy places the organism in Eukaryota, Metazoa, Platyhelminthes, Monogenea, Polystomatidea, Polystomatidae. The record is from the annotation of a GenBank genome assembly.
AUGAAAGCACUGUCGAAGGCCUCUCAGAAGAAGUCGCCAAAUCCCCUCCUCUUAUUGGCCCGAACCUGCUACAACAUCAUCACAUCUGAUGCCUACGAAACGACCGCUACAGUGGGUCGACUUAGAUCCUUUCCUCACUCGACCAAUCAUCGGCCAUGCCCUAUUCGUGGGAAACGAUCCUCUGGCUUGGAAAGGAUUUCCACUUCCUUGUCCCCCUCUUCUUGCCCCGCCGUUGGCACCACCAACCCUGCCACAACUAGCACUAGCGCAUCAAUUUCGGGUACCCAUCCUCCUGAUACCGAUUUUUUUUCAUCCACAUACAGACGGCUUGAGGAUUAUGCGGCUGGAGUAAACUUGGAGACACUCAACGAGGGCGGAUCAGACAAGCCCCAUCUGAUACUAAGGCAGACAAAUGGUUGCUCCCCUGUCGAUUGUUGUAGACGUCAUCUGCCUUCAGCUUGGAGACGAGCCAAUGUUGAGGCGACAGGAUGCAGAAAAAGGAAUUUUCUUUCGCCUGCACGUUGUUGCAACGGCGCCACAACGCCCAGCCUUAAUGGCCUCGAUUCAAUCGCAGUUCGACUACCGUCGUCUCCACGACUGGCCAGACCGAGUCGUACACUUCAUUACCGCAGUUGGCAACUCCGACGCGGUAGGGUUGCCACGGAACGGCGACUGCAAGAUAGCAAUAGAACUGUACGUCUGUCACCAACGUUUCAAAAUCGGCCUGCUGUGUGUAUGGAUGGCAGAGGAACUCGG